Messenger RNA from Aureobasidium musti, 1926 nucleotides. Lineage: Eukaryota; Fungi; Ascomycota; Dothideomycetes; Dothideales; Saccotheciaceae. The record is from the annotation of a GenBank genome assembly.
AUGCCCGGACUAAAGGUCGUCGCCUUAAUAUCUGGAGGAAAAGACUCCUUCUUCUCUAUCCUCCACUGCCGUGCAAACGGACACGAGGUCGUCGCUCUCGCAAAUCUGCAUCCAGCCAUCCAGAAUGGCGAGCGCUCCGAGGACAUUGACAGCUACAUGUAUCAGACCAUAGGUCACAGCAUUAUCCCGCUCUACGAACAAGCACUAGGUCUUCCACUCUACAGACAGGAAAUAUUGGGCGGAGUUGUGGAUAGUAACAAGAGCUAUGCUUCUCCCGCAACCACCCAACAGAGCCAGCAAGACGAGACGGAAAGUCUGGUGCCUUUGUUGCGUAAAGUCAUGGCUGCGCACCCCGAGGUCAAUGCUGUGAGCACUGGAGCCAUUCUUUCGGACUACCAGCGCACUAGAGUGGAAUCGGUGGCUAUCAGGUUGGGCCUGGUGCCUUUGUCUUAUCUAUGGCAGUAUCCUUUCUUGCCGCCGUAUACGGAGACUUCGCUGUUGGAUGAUAUGGCUGCUGCUGGACAGGAUGCGCGUAUCAUUAAAGUCGCCUCCGGAGGACUUGACGAUGGCUUCUUGUGGGAGAAUGUAGCAAACUACCGCACAAAGACUAGGCUUGUGCGGGCGAUGGAGAGGUUCGGCAUUAUUGGGGAUGGUGCUGCGCUUGGUGAAGGAGGAGAGUUCGAGACCCUCGCGAUCGAUGGCCCAUGGCCACUGUGGAAGAAUUCAAUUCAGACUGAGGAUGAUGAUAGGAUGGUCGUGGCUGGGGAAGCGGGAGCUGCAUCUGUGAAGAUCAGGACUGCACGAUUGGUGCCUAAAGAGCCGUCCUCAGAUUUCUCAUAUGAGCAACUGCGGAAACCAACAACACUGGACGACAAGUUUACAGCUUUGAACUCGCGAUUGGACGAGAUAGUCGAAGAGAUUUCAACGACAUCCGAUAAAGCAGCAGAGACAACAGAAGCUCUCGACCAGACUUCAGGAUGGACGACUCAAACUACAGACACUUGCACGAUCAUCUCAAACGCAAUGGCAGAAGGAAACUCAGCAGGAGAGCAGAUGACCAAUAUCAUGACCCGCUUGGUAAACGACUACAAGGUCAACCCCUCCUCGAUUGCCUUCACCACCAUUCUGUUACGAAGCAUGUCCGAGUUUGGUGCAGUAAAUCUGGCAUAUGGAUCUCAGUUCAUCACACCGAACCCACCAGCCAGAGUCACCAUCGCUUGUGGCAGCACACUCCCGACUGACACUCACGUCUCUCUAUCAGUUGUAAUUCUGCACGACGACAUAGUAGCACAGAAGCAAGGUCUCCACGUGCAAUCUCGCUCAUACUGGGCUCCAGCGAACAUCGGCCCCUACUCUCAAGCCAUCGUGACACCAUCUCCUACCUCCUCCUUACCCCAGCUCAUCCACAUCGCUGGACAAAUCCCUCUCGACCCACCUACCAUGGAGUUCCCAGCACAAGGAGAUCUAACCCCAGAAGCACACUUUGCAACCCAAGCCAUUCUCGCACUCCAACAUCUGUGGCGCAUCGCUCAAAUCAUGCAAGCUUCACAUUUCCUCGGCGCUGUUGCGUUUAUCGCUGCAAACUCGACUACAUCCACACAAAGCCGAGUGUCCGCCGCACUGCAGAGUUGUAAACUGGCCCAUCAACCACCUGUCACAGAAGAGGCAGAAGACGAAGAAGACGAGCACUUCGAUGUGUGGGAUCAACGUCAAUUUGGUGGCAACUCAGGAACUAAUGUGACGUCUACUUGUCGCAAAGAUAUCGUGAAUACAUCUGUGCCGCCAUGUUUUGUUGCUGAGGUGGAGAGUUUGCCCAGAGAUGCUCCGAUUGAAUGGGCGAGUGUUGCUAUCAAGGCUUUUGAUGGUGCUGUAGAGACUAAAGGUAAGCAUCAUUCGUCACUUUCGAGGGUUUGUCUAUCUUGCUGA